AUGCUCACAUUGGAGAUCUCCCUCGAGUCUCUGAUGGUUGUCAUCCUUUUUGCUGUACUUGCCGCCUUAGGCAUCCAGUCUGGAGCUUUUCACUACCGAGAAUACCUCAAUGAUCCAUCCGACCACGACGGGAUCCCCGCAUGGAGCUGGCAGCGCGAUUCCUCUGGAGCUCACCGUCACGGUACUCGGCUCAAGAAAGAACAGUCCGAAAUUCAGCAGCUUCUCGAACGGAUGCCCUUGCGUGGAAGCGGGGACGUUUGGGAUGCAGGAGAACGUGUAUCACGACAAGUCCAUCAUCCUCGGCAGCGAUAUCGAGGCCCGCAUCAGCAGUUCAACGAUUUCUCGCUAGACAUGCACGGCAACUUUCAGGAUCUGACUCAGGCGCAACAGUACAAUUCAAUGCAGAACGAGCUAUACGGCAAGAAUCGUGGGAGGCAGGCCAAUUACCACAUUCCAUCGGCGCGUGCAUUCCACUCGGAUUCUGGCACCAAUACGGACCGAGGACUCCAGACUGGUCAUGCAAGCAUGAUAGAGACCGAGAGCGCGGAUGGAAUCGUACAGACACAAGAUCAGCAAGAACCGGAUCGUCCGGAAACGAGUGUGUUGGAGCCCCAGGCUUCGCUGGUCGUUGAAGCAGUCUCCAAUUUGCCAAAGCGUUACAGUGCAUCAGCGUAG
Ramularia collo-cygni is the source of this 675-nucleotide messenger RNA. RefSeq lists its product as uncharacterized. The record is from RefSeq and is a predicted model, not a curated record. NCBI's taxonomy places the organism in Eukaryota, Fungi, Ascomycota, Dothideomycetes, Mycosphaerellales, Mycosphaerellaceae. The coding region runs from base 1 to 675 and encodes 224 amino acids. The transcript has a single exon.